Molecule: messenger RNA, 2066 nt
Organism: Phycodurus eques (leafy seadragon)
Lineage: Eukaryota; Metazoa; Chordata; Actinopteri; Syngnathiformes; Syngnathidae
Product: nectin-4-like
Exons: 6
Coding region: 775-1782 (335 amino acids)
Molecular function (GO): cell-cell adhesion mediator activity
Source: RefSeq, a predicted model, not a curated record
ACCACAGAUCCGUGAGCUUGAUACGACAGGCCCAUUUGUAGCUCCGUGCCCACGGCGACGCUAAGCUAGGACUGAGGUCAAAGCCGGCAAGCGUAUUGCAUGGGUGUGGACGACAAGAUAACCGAAAGACCAAGGAUUACGAAAAAAAUGUUACGUAUUGAUAGCACACGCUUUGGCGUUGACAAAACAGUAACUCUCAUGAGAAUCGAUUGGGAAAUGAGCAAGUGACUACUUCAUUUCAAUGCCCAUGGAUUGCCUACUAUGGGAACGCCGCCCUUUCCAACAUGGUCGCCACGUAGGCACGUCGGUUAUUCGGAGCGCUGGCAGAUCUUUCGCGUCAACGUUCCAGUUAUUAUCUUUGAUAAACUUGUAGAAUAUUGUAACUCAACAAAACGCCCGCAGCGCUUAAUUUCCCAUUUUGUUUCCCAUUAGCUGAGUUGUUGCUCAGAGGGGAAGCUCGUGUCGAUGUCGUCCAUUUUCCCAGCACAAUACUCUACUUAAGUGUACUUUAUUCCAAACGCGAUGAAGACAGCGGGACACGUUUGACCAAAUAUUUGCGUCGUGCUUGAAGCCUUUUCAGCGCUCUUGUCAGAGGAAACGCAAAGGGACGAUAAAUAAAUUCGAAAUAAAAGACGCAGGAAUUCACACAGUCCCAGCGCACCCUCAUAAUCCCCAUAUGAGCACGAUUGUACAUUUCAGUAGAAUAAAUGCUGUUUACGUGUGGCUCCAACCCCAUCAUUAACCACGGUCGUGUGUUGAUUAUAUCAUGAUGUAAUGCGUCACAUGCUGCGCCGCAGCUGUCAAUUGAAAAGCGGCAGAAACGAAACCGAAAAAGAUCUUCUCAACAAGAUGCUGCAGCAGCUGCUCCUCGUCACUUUGCUCUUUCAGGCCGGCAGCCCGCAGAUGAGCGCCUUUGGGGACACAUCGGCAGAGUAUGGCGAGGAUGCACACUUCAAGUGCGAGCUGCACGACCAGAAAGGCGUGCAGCAGGUCACGUGGCAGAGGCGCCUGCGGGAUCAUUCCGUUGAGAACUUGGCGUCCUACAGCAGGAGGUUCGGACAGCACGUCAACGAGCCUUACCGGGAGAAGGCGGUUCUCACUGAGACGUCGCUCAGCUCGGCGUCCCUCACCCUAAAGAAUGUCACGUGGGCAGAUGAAUUUUGUUACAUCUGCAUCUUCAACAUCUACCCGGGAGAGUCCAAAAGAAAGCAGAUCUGCCUCACCGUGCACGGAAUAUCUGAAGUGAAAGCAAAGGUGUACCAUCCCGGCAGCGGGCUCGCGGACGGGAGUGCCUCGGUUGUGUUCAGCUGCUCUGCCACGGGGAAACCGGCACCCGCCAUCCGCUGGCGCUUCACGCCCGACGCCGCCGAUUUGCAGCAGCCGGCGGCCACCGCGCUCGCCAACGACGACGGCACGUUCACCAGCGCUCAGAAUGUCACGCUGCGUGUGUCGCAGAGCUGGCGGGGCCACGCGGACUGCGCGGUGCGGAGCGGGAGUCGGGCGGAGAGGACGGAGAGGGUCCCGUUUGCCUGGAAUGCCGGCUCGGAGAACGAGGCGGGGGAGACCGGUGGAGGACUGUCUUCGACAGGGCAAAUUAUUCUCAUGGUGCUCGCUGUGCUCGGCGUGACGGCGCUCGUAUUCCUCGGCGUCGUCAGAAGACUGACGAGGACACGGAAGAGGGAGAACAUUUCCGAAGUCGGAAGGGACUCCGGCGCGUCUGAUGGCCCGACUUCCCGACGGGAUCAUCUCCAUUCACCAACUUUGCUCGCACCCGAACCCUAACAGCACUUCACGUAGCCUUGUAUGAAGCUUUAAGUUGCAGAAGGUUUCUUGGUAGUAUCGGUUGCUUUUCUGUUACAAAAGGAAAGGACUUUGGGGGCUUGAGGUUCUCCGUUUGUCUUUUGAAAAAGCGGAAAGUGCUUUCAUUUGUCUUGUUUAGGAUAAGCCAAGACGAACGAGCGGAAGUUUUCAACUCCAGGAGCGAAGGUCCAACGGAGACUUUAGCGCCACGUGGUGGACGUUUCAGUAUAUUGCACAGAAAGUGAACAGAAGGACGAAGACGAAAU